AUGAAUGGAGGCUUAUUCUGUGGGCAACUGUCAGAGCAGAAAAAAAUCGAGAAAUCGAUGAAGCUGGUGCAGAAACAAAUGAUGUUUAUGGCGAUGAAGAACAAUGAAAGAGUUAUGACUCUUAUAACUGAGGAAGGUGGUUCGCAAAGUGCAGACCCUCCUAGACGACGUAAUGCUACAAACUCGCUUGCCAGGAAAUUCUCAUCACUACAGGUGUCUCACUAUCCAGUCCUACUAUUCGCCAACACUGAUACCGAAGAGCAGAUGCCGUCAGUGAUCUGGAAGACAAGGUUGCUUCUCAUGUAUACUUCUGGUUUUGCAUGGUCAAGAUCAGUCGUCAGCAACUUCAUUUACUUCCUGACAGCUGUAUGA
Haemonchus placei is the source of this 372-nucleotide messenger RNA. Lineage: Eukaryota; Metazoa; Nematoda; Chromadorea; Rhabditida; Trichostrongylidae. The record is from the annotation of a GenBank genome assembly.